GAGGAGGAGUCUCAGACAGACAGUCAGCAGCAGAGCCAGUCGUCUGACAGUUCUAACAGUAAGACUCAACCCAAGCGACUACAUGUCUCCAACAUACCCUUCCGGUUCAGGGAUCCAGACCUCAGGCAAAUGUUUGGCCAAUUUGGUAAAAUCUUAGACGUUGAAAUCAUUUUUAACGAGCGGGGCUCUAAGGGUUUUGGGUUCGUAACUUUCGAGCACAGUGCGGACGCUGACAGGGCGCGAGAAAAAUUACACGGCACGGUCGUAGAAGGCCGUAAAAUAGAGGUCAACAAUGCAACAGCACGGGUAAUGACCAAUAAGAAGACGGUCAAUCCUUAUGCAAAUGGGUGGAAGUUGAACCCAGUAGUCGGUGCAGUCUACAGUCCAGAGUUCUAUGCAGUACCGGGCUUCCCCUACACAGCAGCCAGUGCAGCGGUGGCGGCUUACAGAGGGGCCCAUCUAAGAGGUCGAGGGCGGACGGUCUACAACACAUUCAGAGCAGCCGCACCCCCACCUCACAUCCCCACAUACGGAGGUGUUGUGUACCAGGAUGGAUUUUAUGGUGCAGAUAUUUAUGGGGGCUAUGCUGCCUACAGGUAUGCCCAGCCUGCUGCUGCCGCAGCUGCUGCAUACGGUGACAGUUACGGACCAGUAUAUGCUGCGGACCCCUACAACCACCCACUUGCUCCAGCAGCCACAUACAGCAUUGGUGCCAUGAAUGCGUUUGCCCCGUUGGCUGAUGCCAAGACGAGGAGUCAUGCUGACGACGUGGGGCUGGUGUUGUCCUCCCUGCAGGCUAGUAUAUACAGGGGAGGUUACAGCCGCUUCGCCCCAUACUAA
Messenger RNA from Salvelinus namaycush (lake trout), 840 nucleotides. It is a transcript of the gene rbfox1, whose product is annotated as RNA binding fox-1 homolog 1. NCBI's taxonomy places the organism in Eukaryota, Metazoa, Chordata, Actinopteri, Salmoniformes, Salmonidae. The annotation marks the transcript as partial. The transcript has 10 exons. Gene Ontology annotation, molecular function: mRNA binding. Gene Ontology annotation, cellular component: cytoplasm; nucleus. The record is from RefSeq and is a predicted model, not a curated record. Gene Ontology annotation, biological process: nervous system development; regulation of alternative mRNA splicing, via spliceosome.